This is a messenger RNA of Camelina sativa (false flax), 1201 nucleotides long. RefSeq lists its product as uncharacterized. The record is from RefSeq and is a predicted model, not a curated record. Gene Ontology annotation, cellular component: endoplasmic reticulum. NCBI's taxonomy places the organism in Eukaryota, Viridiplantae, Streptophyta, Magnoliopsida, Brassicales, Brassicaceae.
UUUUUUUUCAUCCUUUUAACUUUUGGCCUUCGUCGUACCCAAUUUAUUUCUCUCUCUCCCUUAAAGGCUUUAACCAUCUUUUCUCCAAUUUCAAGAAAAAAAAAAAAUGUCGCCGUCGUUUUGCUCCGGUCGAUGCUCCGUCGCGUUCUUCCUCCUAAUCUCCGCCGUUCCCAUAUCUUACCUCAUUUCCUUAGAGCUAGCCGUUCCUUCGACUCACGUCUUCUCUUACCAUAGCUCCGGCUACUUCCGCGAGUGCGCCAAAUGGGACGACGUUGGUCGGAGGUUCCUCGUCUCCUUCAUGGACGGAGGUGGAAUCGGCGAGAUUGUUAUUAAAGAUUCCGACGACGACGUUCUUGAAGAAGUCACUUUAGUCAAAGACGUUGACCUCGCCGGUAACGCUUCCCUAGGAAUCUCUAUAGACCGCGUCAGAAACCGUCUCCUAGUCGCCGUCUCAGACUUGCUUGGUAACCGUUACAGCGCUUUAGCUGCGUAUGAUUUGUCGACGUGGCGCCGUCUCUUCUUAGCUGAACUCAGCUGCCAUGGUGAUGGUAAAGAGAAAACGUUUGCAGACGAUGUAGCUGUUGAUGAAGAAGGCAAUGCUUAUGUGACUGAUGCAGUAGGUAGUAAAAUUUGGAAGGUUGAUGUUAAUGGGGAGGUUCUGUAUACGAUUACAAGUCCUCUGUUUACUCCACCUGGAUGGUACAAUAACUUUGUUGCCCUUAACGGUAUUGUUUAUCAUCCGGACGGGUUCCUUAUUGUUAUCCACACUUUCUCUGGUUACUUGUACAAAAUCGACUUAACGGAUGGGAAUCAAGUUAGUGUAAUUGAUGUUUCUGGUGGUACAUUGAGGUUUGGAGAUGGGCUUGAGUUGUUGUCUCCAACUAAGAUUGUUGUUGCAGGUAGUCCGUCUUCUAAACUGGUGGAGAGUUUAGAUGGGUGGAAGACAGCUUCUGUGACGGGUUGGUUCAGCAGCGGUAUGGUUCAUAGGUUAGCCUCGUCAGCUACAGUUAAGGAAGGAAGAGUUUAUCUAAACCACAUUGUUGGAUUUGGGUCUAAAAAGAAACACAUGCUUGUAGAAGCUGUGUUUUAGAGACUUUUCUUUAUCUCUUGUUAAAUUGUGCUAAUGAUCUCUACAUGAUUCUAUUCAGCUCUGAUGUAAAAAACUUGUUUCCAUCAAAUUUAUGUUAAUCUAUUACAUAUA